Pelobates fuscus (common spadefoot toad) is the source of this 1113-nucleotide messenger RNA. Its product is annotated as ras-related protein Rab-7a-like. Gene Ontology annotation, biological process: phagosome-lysosome fusion; endosome to lysosome transport. NCBI's taxonomy places the organism in Eukaryota, Metazoa, Chordata, Amphibia, Anura, Pelobatidae. Gene Ontology annotation, molecular function: GTPase activity; GTP binding. The record is from RefSeq and is a predicted model, not a curated record. The coding region runs from base 238 to 840 and encodes 200 amino acids. The transcript has 6 exons. Gene Ontology annotation, cellular component: late endosome; phagocytic vesicle; lysosome.
UUCCUCUGCUGAAUACACCUUAGGCUGUAACGUGAGACACCUCCCACCCAGCACCCAGUGAACCACCUCCACCUCCCUUCACCUCUCCAGGAACCAGGAACUCCCCAGGCUCCAGCAUGACUUCCAAAUCCUCUUUCUGAUGACUGGGAACCAGGGCUGAGAUUUCAGGAUCCCACAAGCAGGGACUUAAUUUUCUUUUUAUCACCCGGUGUCCUUUCCCCUUUGAAAAUCACCAACAUGUUCUCCAGGAAACACCUGAAACUUCUUCUCAUCGGUAAUGCCGGGGUGGGGAAAUCUGCACUGAUGCACCAGUAUGUGAAUAGUCGUUUUAGUAAUCAUUACAGAGCAACUAUAGGUGCGGACUUUUUCACCAAAGAAGUGCGAAUAGGUGAAAAGCUGGUGACCGUACAGAUUUGGGAUACAGCCGGCACAGAACGCUUUCAGUCACUAGGGGCAGCACUGUACAGGGGAACAGACUGUUGUUUAUUAGUAUUUGAUGUCACAUCACCUACUUCAUUCCAAGCCCUGGAGACUUGGCACAAGGAAUUCCUGGUUCAAGCUGAGCCUGCGGAUCCUGAUGGAUUCCCUUUUGUUGUGAUUGCCAACAAGACAGACUUAGAAGAACGUCAGGUGUUUCGACGCCAGGCCCAGGAGUGGUGUAAUGUUUACAAAGCUGAAUAUUUCGAAACCAGUGCCAAGGAGGCAUUAAACGUGGAUGAAGCGUUCCUGUGUGCCACCAGACUAGGACUGGAAAAUCAGCGGGAACCGAACAAUAUGCAGAAUUCUUUACUUUUAUCAACAAAAGAAGACACUAAACCUAAAGGCAAAUGUGAUUGUUGAAGAUGACCCAUCACGGCAGAUUAAAAUAGCUAGUUAUGUCAAUUUACAUUAUAUAGGAAAAUGUAGGACUGGACGUUUGGACACUUGUAUCACUAUGUUGAUAUUGUAGAUAUUCACAAGGUUUUCCGGCUAUGGAAUCUAUUUAAUAAAUGUUGCUAAAGCCAGAAGACAUUCCAAGUGGAAGACAAAAGCUCCUUCAUGAUACGUAUCUGCACAAAAUAAUGAAGAAAGGGUUUGGGAUUGUCACAAAUUUACAAUAAAAAUGUUUUUUCC